AGCAAAUAGCGUAGUUUUUCACCUGGGUUUUAGUGAAACAGAAAAACUAUAUAUACUACCCUGUCAAGCGAAAUUCCUGACCUCUGCGAAAUGCCUGACCAUGCAAGCGUGACGGCCCUGACGGGUCAGAAAUUUCACACGAAAUAUAUAACGAUUGCUAAAUUCUAAGUUAGCCGAAACCGUUUUUUAGAGUUUAGAUAAAAUAAUUAUGAUGUUAAUUUCUAAUACUUCGUUAAAUAUUUCAAAUCGACAUCUCUAAGUUUCAAUUUAGAAACACUUUUUAAAAAUUUCAAAGCUGACUGUGUGGUCGUGGGCCGCGAAAUACACGACGUUUGCUAAAUACGACCGAGUCGGUCGAAACGAUUUUUAAUUUUUAAGUACUAUUUAAUAAUAAAUAAUAAUAAUAAUUUAAUUUGUAUUGCGCAAGUUCCAUUCAAAUAUGCUCACAUGCGCAUAACAAUAAUAUAAAAAUAAAAUCUAAAUAUUUACAUGAAAGAUAGUUAAGACGAUCCAGGCUAUUCAUUCAUAAUCACUAUAGAGUAUAUAUAUUAUUAGUUUCGUAAAAGAUAUAUUAUUAUUGAUAAAAUCACACUAUUUUGUUAUUGAGUUUUUUGAAGCUUCCAAUGGAAUCAGCUUGCUGAAUGUGUUAAGGUAAAUCAUUCCACAAAUUUGGCGCUGCACAUCCAAACGAACGAGACGUGAAGGAGUGUUUUACCAUAAAAGACGAGAAGGAGUGUUUUAUCCUAUUUAAAACGCGAGGCACAGCCGAGCGUUUUAGAUAUGAUAAAACGCGAGUUCGAGUGUUUUGAAUAGCUUAAAAUACAACUACAAAAGAAAUUACUAAUUAGGAUGAACAAUUAUAUAAUCAUACUAAUUAGGAUGAACAAUUAUUAUAAAGAAUAUAAAGUCACUCCACGUGACAUAUUAUGGCUGACAUGAUUUGCCACAAGAUUUAUGAAUUGUUAAUGAGUAUUUUAAGUCCAUAUACGAUGUUACCAAUAGUAUCGCUAAAUGUUUCUAAUACAGACAUCGCUAAAUCUAAAUGGGCAAUACACCACCUCAUUGUUGCUGUUUACUAAAUAGUGAAAAGGUCAAACACGAAACAAUUUUUGGUGCUAAUAAUAAUGCAUAUACAGUAUAGCAUCAUGCAUGCACCUUGGAAACUGGAUUUUAUUCUAUGUCACUAAGAGCGCUUUUCAAUUGACUUUUUCCAUUGGCAGAUUUUAGAGUCAAGCUUUAUUAUCGCUGAACGCUAACGUUCACAACUAGUGGUAUAGUGUCAAUUCAGUUGAUCAAUUGUAGAAUUUGAAAAUUUAUGUAUAAAUGUUAUCUAACAACAUGACUUUAUAAAUACACGUGUAGUCAGAUAUUUCGCAAGUCAGAAAUUUCGCGUCACACCUGCAUGGUGUUUCAAAAAAGAACUGGACACAGUUUGAUAUCAUGUAAUGUAAAAGAUAUAAAAGCUUUCGCAAUGAAAUAAAAUCGUUGCAUUUUGAUAUACACUUGAAUUUACAUGCAAUAUUGAGCGAGAUACAACCAAAAUAAAAAUAUUUAUUAUUUAACAAGUAUAACUACAUUAAUAUACAAGUAUAACUACAUUAAUAUACAAGUAUAGCUACAUUAAUUACAAGGUUGUUUUAUGCUAAUUUUUCAAGGCAUUUUCAAAAACAGUAGUUCAACCUUCAAACAUCAAUAGCGCAGUUGCAUGUAAAUGCAAGUGCUACUAUAUAUCAAAAGCUAAGAAUUAUAUAGUCCUUUCUGAAUGCAAUGAUCUUUAUUUAAUUGCGAUAGCCUUUAUACCUUUUACAUUACAUGAAAUCAAACAGUGUCCAGUCUUUUUGGGGACACCCGGUACAUUUCACGAGAUAUACGAGUAGUUUCAAUCCGAAAAUGGAUUAUUCUAAAUAACUACUUUGUUUUUGCCGCAGAAUACAUUUACAUAUGACUCUGUCCUUUGGAAAAACGAGGAGACGUACGCCAUAGAAGACGGACUGGAAGGGAUAUCAGAGAAAGAAAGCAAGUUGGCUUCAUAUUGGAACACUCCGUUUACAAAAAUUUGCCUGGGUAUGUCACACAAUGGAGAGAGAAAAUGGACAACAUUUGACUACGCCGCAAGUUCGCUGUACAGCGUGAUCGCAGAUGGACAAUUCAGGGCCACGACCGCUGGCAAGGCUACAUGGAAAUCCCUCAUCGCGGGCUCAUCAUUACAAUACAAAUGCAACAGAGAGGGAUUUAAUGUAAAGUUCAAUGGCAAUUCCGCCAUGCGAAUUGGAAUCGUUGCUAAUAAUGAGGUCAACUGUGAUUCAUGCGAUUCUUGGCUUGGCUUUAGCACAGCAUAUGUUAAUGGUGAUGGUACAUGGACCAAUAGAAUGGUUUGCGGUAACAAAGCAGGUUGCUGUUAUCCCGACAAUGGAAGUAAAACACUGGUCACAUUCGGAUAUAUUCUUAUUCAAUAAUUAUUUUGCAAUCCACGCCAUCUUAGUUGAUUUUCAAAAUAGAUUUAAACUAUAUAAUUAUGAUCCCAAAAUGAAAAGCUAUCCAUAACAUAAUUAAGACCGGAAGUUUUCCUUGACAAAUUUUUCUUGAUAAGUUUAUACCUUGGCAGCCCACAUUUUUCCUAUUUGAAAGAAAAGUUUUCACCUUUGUCCCUCUCAGUGAAAGUUUCUUAACAAGGCACUGCAUGCGACAAAAAAGGAGACUUUUUAAGUUGUGGGGUAAGCAGGGACGUCGCUACAGAGGUGUGUGGGGGUGUAACACGCCCCCCCCCCCAAUAAUUCAAAACGUUGGUCAAAGUUGGUAAAAUUUGGUUAAAGUUUGAUACGAAAAUGAUCAAAGUUAUGAAAUCGUUGGCAAUUUUAACAAUUUCUAAGCUUUGGUCAUGUUUGCGCUGAAACAAUUGCAAGCCUUGCUAAUUUUGGUCGAAAAUAUUUGAAACUUUGCUUAUGUUAGUGCGGAGAAUUUUUUGAACUCCUCGACAACAUUUUCGGGAAACAUUUCUACUACUUGGUCAAAAUUCUAGGAAAAGUUGGUCAAAACAUGACGACACCCCCCUCCCCAUAAUACAUAAACUUAAGUUCAAUUUUCUCACCAAAUAUCAUUGAUUAUACUGGCCGUAAGGCCCAGUGUUGAGGUUCCUUAAUUUUCUGUGCGAAAAUUCUUCGUUUUUUUCUUCAACGUAAAAUCGACCUGCGUUGAUGAAGUGAACCGCUGACCUGCAAUGAAUCGCAGGCGCAUGUCAAAAUGGCCGCCAGGUAAGGAGCGGAAGCUAUGCAAUAGGAUUUUUUGUCUUGUUUGUUUAUUACUAUUGAUAUAGUGUUCUUUGAAUUUUGAAACAUAGCAUACUCAAAUGUUUCUCGUAUAUCACCUGCGUAUUAGUUGAACCCUUAUAUAGCCUGUCUACGGACGUUUUAAAAUCCUUAAACGUUUGUGACUUGGGGGCCUUCGGUUUGUUUACUAUAAUAUUGAUGUAGUUUUCUUUGAAUUUUUACACCUAACAUACUCGAAUGUUUGUAGUAUAUUACCUGCGUAUUAAGCCUGGCGCACACGAUGCGAUUUUAACAAAAUCGUUGUGUGUGGUGUCAUUUUUAACCGAUUUUUGUUGCUCGAUUUUAAUCGGACAACAUCAAAACGUUUUGAUAUUAUACGAUUUUUAUCGGUGGAAUUUUAAGUAUAACCAAUCAGAUUUCAUGCUGUGAUCACAUGCUUGUAUUUAUUUGGCAACAUGGCGGCUACAGUUCAAUCGUGUGCGGAGUAUACCGAUGUAUAUCGGUAUGUCAAACGAUUUUUAUCGGCCGACUAAAAUCGCAUCGUGUGCGCCAGGCUUUAGUUGAAUCCUAUAGCCUGUGUAAGACGUUUUAAAAUCCUUGAAAGUUUGUGAACUUUAACUUAUAAUAAAAUCCAUCAUGUUUAACAAUUCAGUGUAACCGUUGUUUUUGAGAAGAAUGAUCUUUCUUUGAAGAACAUAGUGUAGAAUGAUUUACAGUACAGUAUUAUCAAAUAUCCAUCGGUUAUGACCUAGCACAUGACCAUUGAUCAAUUAUGUUAUGACCAUUGCCAAUGACCAUAUGAUAACCACGAUUUAAUAGUGUCAAGGAGGAAUAUAGUUUUAUGUUUUAUUCAAAUUAUUUAAACACGGUAUAGCCAUUUAGCAUUCGCUGGUUUUCAAUGGGCCGUGUACGUAAUAAAAAUUUACAAAAAUAAUUAUGAAGCCUAACUACUGAUCGGCUUCACACUACUCAGUCACUAAUACAACAAGGUAUACUAAUUAUCUUUACUAGUACAAUAAUACUUAAUUAAUUAUUAUUACAGCCUAUAAAGUACACGUACACGGGGUACUCGUCAAUCGCUAUAGUUGUUACCAUAGUGAUUGAUGAGCAAUGUCUUUAAUACGUUCGCUGUUUUAGUACCGAUGUUUUGCGUUAAAGUUAAGAGAAGGUUGUUCCACGAUUUUGCCGCUCUAUAGGAAAAGUUUUUUUUAAGUUGUGCUAGGUUUUGCUAAUGACAGUUGGUCAAAAUUACUUCUCAAAUUAUAUGUUUCAUUCGAGCAACGAUUAUAUAAUUUAGUAAGAUAUGGAAGAGAUGUUCUCUCGAGUUUGUAAAUAUGUGUUCAUUGGUAACCGGUUAAGUUUUUGAAAUACUUCGUUAGAUCGAAUAUCAUAAGAAUCACCGGUAAUUACGCGUGCCGCUUUCUUUUGAAGUUUAGACAUUUUAGUUAAUUUGUUUUUAAUUCCGUCAUACCACACAGUCGAACAAUAGUAAAAAUUAGGAAUUAUAAAAGCGUUAUACAUUUUCUCGAGAACAUGCCUGGGAACGAAAGAGCAAUGUUCUUUGAAAUUGUUUUACUUUGUUCCUCAUUAUGUUUGUCCCACUUAAGCUGUUCAUCUAAGAUAACACCAAGUGUAUUUUUAUGUGGUACACGCUUAAUUACUUUCUCACCAAGUUUAAUUAAGGGACCAUGUUCGAAAGAUGGCACUCGUUGCUUUGAGCAUAUUAUUAUAAAUUCCGUUUUGCUCUCAUUUAAGGUUAGUUUGUUUGCAAUGAGCCACUGAUCCACAUUUACAAGGUCAUGAUUUAGUUUUGUUUCAAUUUCGUCUACGGUUGAUCCUGUUGCUGAAAGAGUUGUAUCGUCAGCAAAUAAUCUGGCCUUAGGUGUUUCAAGGUAGUUAGGCAAAUCAUUAAUGUACAAAAGGAACACGAAGGGGCCAAGAUUCGAUCCCUGUGGGACUCCGCAGUGAAUUCUUUCUCAUCAGAAAGUUUACCAUUAAUUGCACAGACCUGUUUUCUAUUCGUAAAAUAAGAUCUGAACCAAUCUAAACUGUGCACUCUUAUUCCAUACAGCUCUAACUUAGAAAGUAAUAUUUUAUGAUUAACCGUGUCGAAUGCCUUUUUUAGAUCCAGGAACUAUACCCCAUUAAUUAGACCUUUAUCCAUGUUGCCAAGCCAUUCAUUUGUUGAAUCUAAUAGUGCCGUUUCAGUCGAGUGAUACUGACGGAACCCAGACUGAUCGUCUAUAUAUAUGAUGUUAUUUUCCUUCAUAAAGGAUCUUAAUUGACUACAUACUAGUUUUUCGAAUAUUUUGGCAACAAUAGAUAUUACAGAAAUUGGUCGAUUAUUGCCGCAUUCUGUUUUCGAGUCAUCCUUAUGAACUGGCGUUACCCUAGCUAAUUUCCAGUCGUCAGGAAAUAUUCCAGAUUGCAAUGAUAAGUUAAAAAUGCUAACCAAUGCAUGAUUCAUUUAUUGUAUCUCCGGCGUCUUUUAAUAGCUUGGCACUUACACCGUCAAUCCCAGGUGACUUUUUUAUCUUAAUUUGAGCUAUUGUUUUCGUCAAUUCUAGAGAACUAAUAUUUUGAAAGUAAAAUGUAUUCGUAACAGGUGGUACGAAGCGCAAUGAAUCGGAAUCUAUACCGGUCACAUUACUAGCAAGUUUUGAUCCUAUUGUAGAAAAACAAUCAUUGAAGCAAGAAGCAAUAUUUUCAUCUCCUUUGACACAUCGAUUUUCAAUUUGUAACUCAGGAAUUUCUGUAGUCUUAGAUCUUUUAUUUAGCAAGCUGUUAAUUGCCUGCCAACUGUCAUAACUGUUAUUUGCAUUACCAAGCCUCGUUUUAAAGUAGUCUUCCCUAGUGGUUUUUAUUAGUUUGUUAACAUAAUUCUUAUGCCUUUUAUAAGCAGCAUCAUAUGCUGCAGAUCUAAAUUUAACAGCUUGUUUCUUAAGGAAAUCUCUAGCUUUGAUAAGAUAAUUUCUUAAUUUGGUUUGUAAGCCAUGGUUUAUAAUCACUUUUAACCCGGCGUCGUUAUACAUGUAAGUGUUAUUCAAACCGUUCUACCAACUGUUCUACCCUUGCAUACCAGCACGUAUUAUAAGGCCAGUGUGAACGCCUGAGCAGGAGUCUUGUUUAUUUUAAAUUGUUCAAGAAUACGAAUGUUCUCAUCAAGACGUUUCAUGCACAAGUCAUAUUUAAAACAUUCGCGUCUACAGCGGGUACCCAUCCACAGGAAACUCUCUGGGUAUUAGCCUGCAUGCCGUGUUGUCAUGGCGGCUAAUGUUGUAAAUAGUACACGUACAUGCUACAUAUUAUAUAGUAUACUACUUAUAUACUACUAUUGCAAAGAUGGUAUUUUUUGAAAGUGCAAUAAUUACAAAGUAGAAAAAAAUAAUUUAGCACUUCCACGGUGAACGAUGCUUCACAUUUAAAGCCAACAUGGGAAAAUAUUAGAUAUUUUAAUAAUUAGGUUCAUUAUUAAUGUCGUGCAAAACACACAGAACUAUUAAUUGUUUCUAUUUCUACACGCAGAUCAAAACAGACAAACAUAAAUAUUCUAUACGGCAUUUCAAUUACUCUCAGCUGCUCGUACCCGUCGUCGGGAGUUAAAUUUCGAUACCUCACGGUCAAAACCUUGCUUGCAACAUCAUAGGAAUUCGAUUUAGCCGAAGGAGUUCUCUAAUUUGAAACAAUGCUAAUACGGUCUGCCCUUUGGGCUUUUUUGUUAAACUUGUUUGGUCAAGUGGUAAGAGGUGAUAGCGACAUUAUAUUUCAAAGGAGACCAGGGCGUUAUUUGGGAAAUUACAUAAUACGAUCGUUGAAAACAGAAGACGAGUUCGACUGCAGCAAUAGCUGUUUCAAUGAACCAGGAUGUGUGUCAGUAAAUCUUAAAGUGAAAGGAAGGAAUAAAGGUUUAUGUGAACUCAAUUCCAAAACGCUUGAAGAAUUACCAGAAGAGGGACAAUGCGAUGCAGAAAACGUUUACUUUCAAGUUGAUAUGAGUGUAAGAAACUAAAUAUAUAUAAUUAUUUAUUAUUGAAGUUUAAUAUGUUAAAAUAAAUCAUUGAGCACUUUGGACAACUGGCAACUUAGGACCCAAUAUAAUAUGAGCAAAAAAUGCUCGAAUGGUCUAGAGUUCUACAGCUAUAACAUACAUUUUUGUACCUGUAUAUAUAGAACAGGAGAACCUAUAGAUUUUAAUUACAGAGGAAGUGAGCCAGCACUGUGCAUGUUGUUCAGCGAGUUGAUUGUCUCCAAAUUACCACGACACUAAGGGUACUGAAGACCUUACAGAGAAUUCAAAAACUAUAUAGAUUUUUCUAGAGAGGCAGGUGACCAUCUAUAGAUAGCAGGGGCACAGACGAACCCUAUAGAUGGAGUUAUUUUGAACCAAAUUCUUCAGUCUUCGUCGAGAAAAAUAAUAAAUAUAGCUAUUAACACAGCAAUGUGGAGUUUAAAAUGAACAUGCAGUCACAGCAACAGACAGUUGUGGUGUGAGAGAGAUAUACAACUACCUGAAAAAUAUAAGUAGAACGUCGACGUUUCGAGCGAAGGCCCUUCGUCGAGAAGUUUUAGUAGUUGCAUGGCUAAUAAAUCAUAUAUAGGCGUACGGGGGUAGACAUAAAAUUUUCCCGAUCUUGAUGAAAUUUCCCAACAACUACAAUACUUUUUUCGCCGCCAUCUUGCGAAAGGGUCGACAGAGCAGGAAUUUUAAAACCUACCAAUUUCUUCCUAUUUCGACGAUUUUAAACGCGUCGCUUUUCCAUUUAUUUUUUAUCUUCCCUUCAUUUUUUUAUCUUGAAGUUCCCUUAAUUAAUCAUUUAGCUAAUACAAAAUCGCAAUUUGCCCGGUUUUCAAGUACAAUCUGCCCGAUUUUUUAGUAUAAACCGCCCGACCAAGAUAUAGCUGUUAGCCCGAAACGUCGAAAUUCUGCUUAUAUUUUUCAGGUAUAGUUGUAUCUCCAGCCCUCGCAUGGCAGCUGUCUUUGCACUGGUACCGACCGUUGGAGAGCAAGUUAAAAGCAAGUGACGUUUUUAUCAACACGGACGUCUGUUUGUGUCAGUUUGGACAAAACAUAAGAUUUUUAUGUUUUUGUUUCCUUACAUGAGCGCUAUGAAGCAAAAUGCCGCCAGUACUAGUUAUACUAAUUUUCGAGUGACAUCCGUGAUGACAAAAACGUCGUUUAUGCUUAAGCUCACUAUCAUAAGUCACAGGAACAUCAUAUAUUUUAAAAUUCUGUAUAUGUUAUCAAAUUGUAAUGAUUAUUUGUGUUCUUAAUUUUUCUUCUUCUAGAGUUGUAAAGAAAACGAAGAAUUUUCGUCCGGUGAGUAAUCUUGGCAACUAUAUUAUUAACAAGACGCUCCACAGAGCGUUAAGUCGCUGGGGCGAUGGAAAUAUGCAACUUUAAGCACAAGUAAUACCACUAAAGAAGAGCGUGCUUGUUCAGUUUUCCGAAAAUAUUGAUUCUUGAAGUUUGCCUGGUAGUUAGCGCUAAUAGUUAAAACAAGUACAACCAUGUAGCAAUGUUUGUUUUAAUAGUCAUAUAGUAUACAGUAUCUAUCGUAUGUGUUAAAAUUAUAAGCGUUUAUCCUGCUGUCAUUACACAGAUCGGCUGGUGUUAUGUUACCAACUGGUGCGUCGAAGGCUGGAAGGCAAGAAUAUUCUUCCCUUCGAAACUAAACGCAUUAUAACGUCUGUGUAAUAUAAUAAUGCCGCGUGAGAGGAGAUUACCAAGCGACUGUAUUAUGUAUAGCAAUAACGCUUUAGUCAUAUCUACAGUGCGCACUGUGCAGUAUAAAGGCGGCGAUCUGCAUGGAAUAAUAAUAUAUGUUAUUGUGCCAAGAAAGAUUCCAUGUUACUUCCACACAAUAUCAGGAAAUUGAGUUCCUCCUUUUCAGCUUUUGGUAAUACGUUUUGUCCCAAUGAUCAGGUUACAAUGAACCUUAAUUAGUGUCACACCGGGAAUUCGCGGGCUCAAACUCCUGCUGGCGGCCAUUUUUCGGGACGAAUAGAUUGAUGAUCUGGGAAGUUCUUUACAAUCCGUCAUAUAUUUAAACCAUCCUUUUAUAAUACUUGCUCUUUUUGUGUUAUUAUUAUCAGAAAUGUACCAAACAAGGUAUUUUUAUCGCUAUUUGUUGUAUUUAAGUAAAAUGUAAACAAUAACAAAAGCCCGCAAUGCAUGACCCUGACACUAAUCCUUUAAUAGGAAUAGGAUUGUAGACUGAAAAGAAGCAAGCGAUGUCUGACUUUAAGUUUAAUUCUUGAUGUAGAUCCAAAACACCAAAAUAUUAUUAAUGACUGGAAAGUUUGGCAAUUGCGCGCCGGAGAAUUCGAAAAUUCAAUAGUAAACAUAGAGAAAGCAUCAAAAUUUGCGCGCCCGAUAUUUCCGCCGCGCGAUACAAACUUUAAGUAUAUAAAACUAUGUACAAAUUAUCUACUUCCCUCCUGGAUAACACAACAGUGUAACGUCGUGAUAACUUUUAGUGAAUUCUUAAUAUAUUCCUUUUAAAAACCCCAAAAGAAAAGACACGAGUGGACCAAAUAGUCAAUAGCGAACUUUUGCACGCUAUUCCAUGGUCGCCAUUUUGAUUUUUAUUUCGUAAGAAUUACGUAAUUAAAAUGACGUAAUUUGUUAUUUUGUACCAAAGGGCAAACCUAAAGUCGGUGGGCACCACAGAUGGCCCCACCGACUAACAAUGCAAAUUAUGGCCAUACGUUUUAUACUAUACCGGAUACAGAUAUACUCUACAGCAGCGGGAAAAGCACCUACGGAAUGUGCAACUUUCAGAAGCAACUUGCAAAACAACAUCUCUCCAUUGCAAUAAUUGCUCUGACAAUAGCGUUCCUAUAAAAGGUAGGGAUAUUUGCGUUUUUCACGUCGCCACGGCCCAUGGAAAGCCAUCUGCAUGGUAGAGUAUAAACGUAGCUUAAAUUGCAAAAAUAAGAUUGAUUAUGUAAAUAUCUUACUGAAACUUGGUUAUACUAAACGAAAAUUAGGGGAAAAAAUGAUAUUUUAUAAUUUUAAUUUUAGAAACCAAAAAAUGCAAAGAGAUCUUCCACUCAUGCAAAGAUAUAUUUACAAAAUAUGAGUAAGUUGACUAACCCAUUGAGCUUCAGCGCUCUCACCUUGACGAGUAAACUGAACUGUCUGACGUUGGACAGAGUAAAAUAAUCUGGCGUUAGACAGCGUAAAAUAAUUAAGUAGGGUUCAUUAGGACAACUUAAUGAGUUACAUGUCAAAAAAUACAGAUAUACAAUAUAGAUAUUUCAUAUCAAUAUAGCUCAUUACAGCCUAAAUACCAAUAACAAAGACGUCAACAAAAUAUAAGGACAAUUGCUUUAAAAUGUACGCUGGGGUAGAGGGAAGAUGGCUCAUAUUCCAAAAAUUACUAAAAAUACUGAAUACUGUUCCAAACUUCUUAUUAAUUGCUUAUAAUAUUUAGAAAUUCCACCAACGGAAUUUAUAAUUUAAAGUCAAUCAGAACCGGCGAAUACUACGAUGUGUACUGUGACAUGACCGACAUUGAAACAUGCGGAGGGGGAGGCUGGACACAAGUCAUGAAAUUGGACGGGAAUAAGGUAUGGAAGAGUAAUAUUACACGCAGGCAGGGAUUGGUAUUUGGUGGGAAAAUAUAAUAAAUAUAAGCCAUUUUAUAGUAUAGGUUAUAGGACGGUUUCGAGUGUAAUUUGGAUAAAACAAGCAGGAGUGAGUUUUUCAAAGAGCAUCAAAAUAGAGCAUCGUGUGCGAGUGCUUAUUUUAUCCAAAUUUCACGAGAAACCAUCCUAUUAUUAAUAUUAUUAUACACUCACGCGCACUUAACCAAUCAGUGAUCGUUGAGAGGGUCACGUGCCGAUCCAAUAUUUUACGAUAUUGGACAGGAACCUAUUGGACAGUUGCGAAUUGUGGCUUUUUUCAUGGUUUUUCAGCCCUUUUCAGAUGUUUUGUCAAUUUCAAACAUACGACAAACGAUACGGCAGAAUAAUGAAAAGAAUUUGGGACAUUAAUACAGUUUUUUCUACUAGUUUUGUUUAAAAUUAUAAAAGCGCGAGAAGACUUUUCUUCGCGAAAUUUAAUUGUUUGCAACAGCCUAGAAGUUAGUAAUAUUAUUUUUUUCGUUAAAAUUAGGUCAAAUUUCCUUUAAACAUACGUGGAAAUGAGUUUAUUUAUGCACACAUAUCUGUAAAAACAGUUUAUUAACUUUUUUUUUAGUUAUUUAAGCAAAUUCGCCGCCGAUGUAUGUAGUAUUAAUGUUGUCGCUGUAUUAGUCUCGCUGUAUUUACUUUAUCGCUUAUUGACAAUUUUAGUUAUAGAAUUGUUUUGUUCGAUAUAAUAAAACUCCUAUUGGAUUCAUCUUCGCCCAAUAUGGCAAAAUAUUAAGUCUCGACUUCAAUAUUAGGCUCGACCUUCGGUCUCGCCCAAUAUUGAAGUCUCGACUUAAUAUUUUGCCAUAUUGGGCUCAGAAGAAUCCAAUAAGAUAUAAUAUACCUACCAUAAUAUACCUCGCCUUGUUAUACAAUAUAUUACACAAAGAUAGCGGCUUCAAAAUUUCACUCAACUAUCUAAGUUUUGUUAGUCUUGUUUAAAGUAAAGUCUUUUCCAUUUAAAAAAAAAAAGAUAAAAAAAAAAUUUUCCACCCGAACUCAAUGCUUGUUUUGUUUUGAAGCAGUUGCUUGAUGACUGCUUUAAGCUGACUGGUCGAUUUUAGAUCCCAUUCUUUUGCCAUCAACCAGAUCUGUUUGUUACAGAUUUUUGCACUGUUGUUACAGAAUUUUGCAUUGCUGUUUGAGAUUAACUGCACUAAAUUCGAGUAACAUUUUUAUGUAUAUUAUCAACACAGAAAAUACAAAUAUGUAGUAUAAGUAUGAACAAGUGUAUUUUGCUGGCCGAAUUUUCAUGUUAACGAGUAAUGAAUGCAAUAUAGUAAUAAAUUGCACCCUGCUGGCUGCAUAUCUCUUUUAAAUAAUAUGUUAAUAUGUUGAAAAAUCCGAAACUGGAUUAUUCUAAAUAAGUACUUUGUUUUUGCCGCAGAAUACAUUUACUUAUGACUCUGCCCUUUGGAAAAACGAGGAGACAUACGCCAUACAAGAUGGACUGGAAGGAAUAUCAGAAAAGGAAAGCAAGUUGGCUUCAUAUUGGAACACUCCGUUUACAAAAAUUUGCCUGGGUAUGUCACACAAUGGAAAGAGAAAAUGGAUGACAUUGAACUACGCCGCAAGUUCGCUGUACAGCGUGAUAGCAGACGGAAAAUUCAGGGCCACGACCGCUAGCAAGGCUACAUGGAAAUCCCUCAUCGCAGGCUCAUCGCUUCAAUACAACUGCAAAAGAGAGGGGUUUAAUGUAAAGUUCAAUGGCAAUUCCGCCAUGCGAAUUGGAAUCGUUGCUAAUAAUCAGGGCGACUGCAAUUCAUGCAAUUCUUGGCUUGGCUUUAGCACCGCAAGUGUCAAUAACGAUGGUGGUACAUGGACCAAUAAAAUGGUUUGCGGUAACAAAGCGGAUUGCUGUAAUCCCGAUAAUGGAAGUAAAACACUUAUCACAUUUGGAUAUAUUCUUAUUCAAUAA
Molecule: messenger RNA, 12819 nt
Organism: Paramuricea clavata
Lineage: Eukaryota; Metazoa; Cnidaria; Anthozoa; Malacalcyonacea; Plexauridae
Source: the annotation of a GenBank genome assembly